This is a messenger RNA of Anthostomella pinea, 900 nucleotides long. The record is from the annotation of a GenBank genome assembly. Lineage: Eukaryota; Fungi; Ascomycota; Sordariomycetes; Xylariales; Xylariaceae.
AUGCCACGUAAGAGAAAAGCAAGACCGGAGCCCGACAACCCGGACCACGAGCAGGCCACCACGGAGGGAGGAGCGCACGUCGAUGCCGGCAUGAAAGGGAACGACUGCAGAGAAGAAGAUGGCGACGAAGCCGAUAACGACAACGGCUGCGUGCAGCACUUUAACAUCCCGUUCGACAACAAGUCGAUCGUAUGCGAACGUCGCGGCGGAAAGGAAGGCGAUGAAAAGCUGUCUCUCAUCUUCACCCACGGCGCGGGGGGAGGUAUCACCAGCCCAGCAACCAAAGACUUCGCCGACGGGUUCGCAGAAGUCGGGGACAUCGUUACGUUCAAGGGGGCCAUGAACCUGCAGUCGCGGGUCAAGACGUACCGGGCUGUGACCGAAUACCUCGACUUCGAUCCUGCUCCCGCGUUGGGGGGCAGGAGUAUGGGGGCUCGUGCUGCUGCUAUCUGCGCGACUGCGAUUCAUGAAGAAGACAGAGACAGAGACAGGAAGACGACGAAAACGAAAACGAAGGCGUUGGUGCUGGUCAGCUUCCCCCUGGUCGGCGCGAAGAACAAGGACUCCCGCGAGCAGAUCUUGCUCGACAUACCGGCCGGCAUCGAUGUGUUGUUCAUCACAGGUACUCGGGAUAGCAUGUGCGACGCCGAACACCUCGCCGAGGUAGCGGUGCGGAUGAAAGCGUCGUGCUGGUUCGUGCAGGUGCGAGAUGCCGACCACGGUAUGGCCUGGAAGGGGAAGGACUCUUCUGAGGUCAUGCGGCGGAAGACUGGCGCUAUUGCUGCUGGGUGGUUGGCGGAGGAGGGGAGAGAUGCGACGAAGCGGUACGGCUCAGUUAGCUGGGACGAAGACGCGGAGGAUAUUGACUGGUCGGGGUGGCGGGAGAACAACGAAAAGUAA